UUUUUUACCGUUUCGGGCCGGUUUUUAUACGCUUUUUCUACCCCGCUACGAGCCCCGCCAUGGCUUCCCCUCUGAGGGAGGACGAGGAAGAGGAGGAGGAGAUGGUGGUGUCGGAGGGGGACGAGGAGGACGACGACGAGGACGAGGAGGAAGACGACGACGAGGAAGAGGACGACGACGACGCCGCCUCGCUCCUGGGCCUGGCCGCGGGGCACCGGGGGGGGCCCGGGCCCGACAUCUUCCCCCCGACGCCUCCCGCCCCGCCGCCGCCGCCGCCGCCGCCGCAGCCGCCUCCGCCUCCGCCGCCGGCCCCCACCGCGCCCCUGCCCGCAGCGGGGCCGCAGGCAGAAGGUGCUGAGGAGCUGUUGAGGGGCCUCGAGGGUGCUCUUGGGGUGAAGAAGAAGAAACGGGGCCCCCGGAAGCAGAAGGAAAACAAACCUGGAAAACCACGGAAAAGGAAAAAGCUGGUGAGCGAGGAUGAGCUGGAGUCGGAGCGGGAGGAAUUCCAGCGGGAGGAAUACCGGGAGAAGUCAGAGAGCGGCGGGAGCGAGUCGGGGGGGGGCACCCGGAAGCGGCGCCGGAAGCAUCGCGACAAGAAGGACAAGAAGACCAAGAGGAGGAAAAAGGCUGAUGAGGAUGGGGGGCAGAAGGUCAAGGCGGUGGAGCAGAAGUCCUCAGCUCAGCUGCUGGGGGCCUGGGGGCUGGAGGACGUGGACCACGUCUUCACCGAGGAGGACUAUCACACCCUCACCAACUACAAGGCCUUCAGCCAGUUCAUGAGGCCGCUGAUCGCCAAGAAGAACCCCAAGAUCCCCAUGUCCAAGAUGAUGACCAUCCUGGGGGCCAAGUGGAGGGAGUUCAGCGCCAACAACCCCUUCAAGGGCUCCGCUGCCGCCGUGGCCGCCGCUGCCGCCGCCGCCGCCGCCGCCGUGGCCGAGCAGGUCUCUGCGGCCGUGGCCAGCGUGGCCCCCGAGGCCCCCGCGCCCCCCCUGCGCAAGGCCAAGACCAAGGAGGGCAAAG
Molecule: messenger RNA, 1020 nt
Organism: Pezoporus occidentalis (night parrot)
Lineage: Eukaryota; Metazoa; Chordata; Aves; Psittaciformes; Psittacidae
Product: chromodomain-helicase-DNA-binding protein 3-like
Exons: 6
Source: RefSeq, a predicted model, not a curated record